UGUACCCGCUGUCCCUCUGGGGUCGAGAUGGUGCAGGUGCUCAGGCGUCCUGAUGGCAGCAGUGUGUGUGUGUGUGUGUGUGUGUGUGUGUGUGUGUGUGUGUGUAUUAUUUUUUGUUAAUAUUGAUCAUGUUGAAUUCAGCAUGUAAAGAUGAAGUGUGUGUGUGUGUGUGUGUGAGGGUUUAGUAGAAGUGAGAAUGCAGCAGUGUGUGUGUGUGUGUGUGUGUGUGUGUGUGAGGGUUUAGUAGAAGUGGGAAUGCAGCUGUGUGUGUGUGUGUGUGUGUGUGUGUGUGUCUCCUGGUGAUAAUAAACAUUAACACAGAACUUUCCUCCUGUAAUAAACUCCAUGUCAGUGUGAAUCUCCCAGCAGCCUGAUGGACAGUGUGUGUGUGUGUGUGUGUGUGUGUGAGAGAGACCAUGGCGACCGCUGACCAAUCAGAGAGCGGGGCGCUCCGGCAGGGGGCGUGGUUAUGUCAGGAGAAGCGGUGGAGUUGACAUGAUAAACCCCCCAGACCGGAGAGGAGGAGCGCGUGACGGAGCAGCAGUACUGUCGGUAUGUGUGAGUGUGUGUGAGUGUGUGUGUGUGAGUGUGUGUGUGUACCCUGUAUGAUGAUGAUGAUGAUGAUGAUGAUGAGCGCGCGCCGCUGACCCCCGCACGGACCUGAGGAUGGACGAGUGCGCGCUCCUGGACCUGCUGGAGUGCUCGGUGUGUCUCGAGCGGCUGGACGCGAGCGCGCGGGUUCUCCCGUGUCAGCACACCUUCUGCCGCCGCUGCCUGGAGAACAUCGUGAGCUCGCGCCGGGAGCUGCGCUGCCCCGAGUGUCGCGUGCUGGUGGACUGCGGGGUGGGCGAGCUCCCGGCCAACAUCCUGCUCGUGCGCCUGCUGGACGGCCUGAAGCACCGCGGCACCGCCUCCCCCCCCAACACCACCGGGACCGGAACCAACACCGGGACCGGGACCGGGACCGCGCUCCUGCGGGACUCACCCAGCGCCACGCGCAGCUCCCCGGUCCAGAAUGUCCCCCAGCUCCCCUGUGGAAAGGCGCUCUACACCUACGAGGGCAAGGAGCCCGGAGACCUCAAGUUCAACAAGGGUGACAUCAUCAUCCUGCGACGGAAAGUGGAUGAGAACUGGUUCCACGGGGAGCUGAACGGGAGCCACGGCUUCCUGCCGGCCAGCUACGUGCAGUGCAUCAGGCCGCUGUCGCAGACGCCGCCGCAAGGGAAAGCGCUUUACGACUUCGAGAUGAAGGACAAGGAGCAAGACAAGGACUGUCUCUCCUUCACAAAGGAUGAAAUUCUGACGGUGAUUCGGCGAGUGGAUGAGAACUGGGCAGAAGGCAUGCUGGGAGAUAAAAUCGGCAUUUUUCCCAUCCUGUACGUAGAGCUGAACGAAGCAGCCAAGCAGCUGAUGGAGAUGGAUAAACCGGCCCCGGGGCCCAGUGCUGACUCAGAAACCCCAGCAUCGUGUCUCGGCGAGGGCCAUGGUGACGCCCCACGGCAACGCGCAGAAGGAAAGAAGAAUGCAAAGAAGCGUCACUCGUUCACGGCCCUGAGUGUGACGCAGCGCACAGCGCUCGCUAAUAACAACCGCCACUCCAUGGAAAUCAACGCAUCUGAUCCGAGAGCGAGGGUCGGAGAGUACGCGCAUCUCAGCUCCAGUGCUCCAACCUCACAGGACUCGUCGUUUAACGCCGGAGCAGCAGUGCAGCCCCGAGUGACUCCGACGUCUGGAGAGCUUCUCGCUGCGGCUAAAGUUCAGCUUCCUCUAAACAUCUACUUGGCUCUGUACGCGUAUAAACCCCAAAAGGCGGACGAGCUGGAGCUGAGGAAAGGAGAAAUGUACCGCGUGACGGAGAAGUGCCAGGACGGCUGGUUCAAGGGGACGUCACUGCGCAGCGGCGCCUCCGGAGUAUUUCCCGGGAAUUAUGUCACCCCUGUGUCCAGGGCUCCGUUUGCAGUCGGACAGUCCCGUGGUUGUAUCCCUGGAUCAGUGAUUAAGCCGGUUCCCGGUUCCCCCGGGUCGCCCCGCCCCUCCAGCCCGGUCCUGAUCAGCCCCGCCUCCCGCGCCGUCCCUCACAUGACCACAAACCCUGUGCCGUCACUCGUCACAAGCCCCGCCUCUUCGCUAGUCACAAGCCCUGCCCCUUCCCUAAGCUCAAGCCCCGCCUCCUCCCCUCACCUGAAGAACUGCCUGCGGAUGUGCGGUCAGCCCCAGCUGGGGGGCAGUCCUUACUCCUCCCCCUCUCGAUCCCCCACCCCUCUGUCUACACGCCCCCCGAUGAUCUCGUCACCUCAGGUUCACCCAGUAAGCUCGCUCAACCUGGGCGUCGCCCACCCGAACGGGGCGUCACCUCCGGAAUGUCCGUCAUCACCCAAGAUGGAGGACAAGAAAGCCGAGAAGAAAGAAAAAAAGAGCGGCGUCCUCCUCAAGCUGCUAAAGAAGAAGUCUCGCUCGCCGCCUUCCUCGUCCCCGACUCAUGACCCCACGUCCUCGUCCACGUCCGCCUCCUCCUCGUCCUCCACCUCCUCCACCUCUUCCGCGGCCGUUCACGGGGCCACGGCGGCGGAUUUCCAGGCGUUCAGCCGCGCCGGCUCGUGUCCCAUCGAGAGCGACAUGCAGGGAGCCGCCGGCAUCGAACCUCUCAACAGGAAGUGCGGCUCGCUCGACCUCGACCUGGCGCCGCGUCAGCCGUUUUUUUCCCCCACGUCCUCUUCCUCGUCCUCCACUUCCUGUUCCGCGAUGCUGGCCAUCCGUCCUGAACCCAAACCCUUAUCACGUGAGAGAUAUCGCGCCGUGGUGCCGUACCCUCCCCAGAGCGACGCCGAGAUCGAGCUCAAGCAGGGGGACAUCGUCUUCGUCCACAAGAAGAGAGACGACGGCUGGUAUAAGGGGACGCUGCAGCGCACCGGCCGCACCGGACUUUUCCCCGGGAGCUUCGUCGAGAGCUUCUGAGGAUCGAGAGACGCUCAGACACGAGACGCUCAGACACGAGACGCUCAGACACGAGACGCUCAGACAUGAGACGCUCAGACACGAGACGCUCAGACACGAGACGCUCAGCGAGGUUUCACGGCUUCACCUUGGCAGCUUUGCCGAGAGCCUGUGAGCGCUCAGAAACAUUUAGCCGUGUUCAAGUCUAUGAAUGAAAAAUUCAACAGCUUGAAGAAUGUUCAUGAAAGAAAAAGGUUUACAGAAUGUUUGUGUUUAUUUAAAAACGAUAUCUAACAUCUCAGAAGCAGCAGCUCCGUCAGAAAACCAUCAGAGGUCCAUCGAGUCUCCGGUAACCCAAGGAAGGUUCCUCAUCUGCACACACACUCUUACCUCAGAGUCACUCCAGCUGCACAGGUACUCAAGCACAGAGUAAAGCGCGCACACACACGCACACGCACACACACACGCACACACACACACACACACUUCCUCCCAGUACACCAAAAGGAAAUAUAAAAGCAACAAUAACAAACCCUGCGAAUCCUCUCUUACAUUUCUCCUUAACGUGAACUCGUCUGUGGUUGUUCAGUCCGAGGUUUCAGAGUGUCUGGGCUUCAGCGAGGAUUAAAGCUGAAAUUUGUAGUAACGAAGGGUUAAAAACUCCAAUAUGAGCACAAGCAGUUGGAUGAGAAACAGCGUGUGUCUUGUAUCAGACUCGGUUUGUAAAGAUUUCAUUGUUUUAUUGUUUUACUUCUUGAACAAUCUGAAGACCCCAGCAGGAGCCGUAACGCUGUCACACGGGUGUACCGACGUUCUCAUGAUGUUCACCGUCAGCACAAUGUUGUCUUUGCAGGUUAGAAUGACUUUGAUAAACCAGUGUUGAAAUAACGUUGAAUGAACGCUGCAUGUACAACCCCAAAACAACGUACUCAUUUAUUUAGAGCGCAUUCCUCAGUUAAUGUCCGAGCACAUCCAUGCUCCCUUAAUCUUCUAACAGGGUUAGAAGAUCUUCUGAUUGGUGAUCAGGACGGACGCCACAGCGUGUGUGUGUG
Molecule: messenger RNA, 3986 nt
Organism: Clarias gariepinus (North African catfish)
Lineage: Eukaryota; Metazoa; Chordata; Actinopteri; Siluriformes; Clariidae
Product: E3 ubiquitin-protein ligase SH3RF3-like
Exons: 10
Coding region: 667-2955 (762 amino acids)
Molecular function (GO): protein binding; metal ion binding
Source: RefSeq, a predicted model, not a curated record